GCAGCAUUGGCAUGGGAAUGCUCGCCUCGCGGUAGUGCCCAUAUGACCCUGCCAACUGUCGUCGUCUCUCGCGGCUCAAAGCGGACGACAGGGGCUAGCAAGCAAGCAAGCAAACAAGGUAAUCCUAUGCCGGUGACUUCGGCGAUGAUGGAUAUGUCGAGCAGCGGGCGUGGGGUACGCAGCUAGCAAGCGCGGACCGUAACAUGACCUUGCUUUACGGUAUGCUUGCUUUCCCCACGCGAGCCGACCGGCUCACCGAUACCGGAGCUACCCUCUACCACUCUCUGCGUGCCGACCUUUCAGCGACCAAAUCAAAGCCGCCAAGGGUGAAGCCAAGUUCGGAGUGGCGCCUGCGACUGCAAAGCGUCCCGACGUCGUGCGUGGUACGUCGUCCACUUUCGUCCGCUCAGUCGUUGCGUUACACAUCCUUGACACUCUACGCACAAAGGCUGUUCGGGCUAAGAAGGAUUCGUUCUCUCGUUCGUCUGGUCUGUGUCGUGUGGCAUGGUCUGGAACUGCCGGAGCUUCCACAGUCACGCGGGCGGGACAAAGGAUUCGACGAGGCUUGCUGGGUCCAUUUUCCGUUGGCCAAUUGGAUCAGGGACCACUUCGAAAUUGAUCUACCGACGAAGGGUUUCAGGAAUUGCCGUAGACGCCGCUCACGCCGGCCCUCCGCUGUAAUGGUUGGCAGAAGCUAGCUGUGCGGUGAUGGCGGAUGGCAGCGGCGCGCAGAGAGAGAGAGAGGGAGAGGAAGACUUCCCACGCUCUGGCCAUUUCCGUGAUCACUUCU
This is a messenger RNA of Jaminaea rosea, 790 nucleotides long. RefSeq lists its product as hypothetical. The transcript has a single exon. The record is from RefSeq and is a predicted model, not a curated record. NCBI's taxonomy places the organism in Eukaryota, Fungi, Basidiomycota, Exobasidiomycetes, Microstromatales. The coding region runs from base 204 to 698 and encodes 164 amino acids.